Messenger RNA from Kwoniella shivajii, 1545 nucleotides. RefSeq names its product NADH dehydrogenase [ubiquinone] flavoprotein 1, mitochondrial. The record is from RefSeq and is a predicted model, not a curated record. Lineage: Eukaryota; Fungi; Basidiomycota; Tremellomycetes; Tremellales; Cryptococcaceae. The transcript has 6 exons. Bases 1 to 1545 code for a protein of 514 amino acids. Gene Ontology annotation, molecular function: NAD binding; NADH dehydrogenase (ubiquinone) activity; FMN binding.
AUGAUACGCUCAAGAACAUUAUUACGAUCAUUACCAUCUUCUUCAGGAUCAUCAUCGCUACGAUCGUCCGCCGCUGCUAAAGUUACAGUCGGUUCAAUCGGAUCAAGAUCAUUGGCGACUGUAUCUGAUCCACCAGUUAGACAUUAUGGUGGUUUGAAGGAUCAAGAUCGAAUUUUCACAAAUUUAUAUCUGAAACAUGACCAUGGGUUAAAAGGAGCACAAAGUAGAGGCGACUGGCAUAAGACAAAAGAUAUCUUAUUAAAAGGUGAUAGUUGGAUAAUUCAAACUAUUAAAGACAGUGGUCUAAGGGGUAGAGGUGGUGCUGGUUUCCCAAGUGGUUUGAAGUGGAGUUUCAUGAACAAACCUGGAUGGGAAAAAGAUCCUCGACCACGAUAUCUUGUAGUCAACGCAGAUGAAGGUGAACCUGGAACAUGUAAAGAUCGAGAGAUCAUGCGAGGAGAUCCCCAUAAGCUAGUUGAAGGAUGUCUGGUGGCUGGACGAGCGAUGAAUGCUAGUGCCGCUUACAUCUAUAUUCGUGGAGAAUUCUACCAAGAAGCAUCACAUCUUCAACAAGCAAUUGACGAAGCUUAUAAAGCCGGAUUGAUUGGUAAAAACGCUUGUAAUUCUGGAUACGAUUUUGAUGUUUAUUUACAUCGAGGUGCCGGAGCGUAUAUCUGUGGAGAAGAAACUGCUUUAAUUGAAUCAAUCGAAGGCAAACAAGGAAAACCUCGAUUGAAGCCACCAUUCCCUGCCGACGUUGGGUUAUUCGGCUGUCCAACAACAGUAGCAAAUGUCGAAACUGUAGCUGUCGCUCCAACGAUCGCUAGAAGAGGUGGAUCAUGGUUCGCUGGAUUCGGAAGAGAAAGAAAUUCAGGAACAAAAGUCUAUUGUAUUUCAGGUCACGUAAAUAACCCUUGUGUCAUCGAAGAAGAAAUGUCUAUCCCUCUACAAGAAUUAAUAGAAAAACAUUGCGGUGGAAUCAGAGGUGGUUGGCAAAAUCUAAAAGGUAUCAUUCCAGGUGGUUGUUCAGUUCCGGUCAUUCCAAGAUCAGACUGUGAGAAAGUCUUGAUGGACUAUGACUCUCUUAAAGAUGCCCAAACUUCACUCGGUACAGGUGCUGUUAUCGUCAUGGACCAAACAACAGAUAUGAUAUCAGCCAUUGCAAGAUUUGCUAAAUUCUACAAACACGAAUCCUGUGGUCAAUGUACACCUUGUAGAGAAGGUACGACAUGGAUGAUGAAUAUGAUGGAUAGAAUGGUUGAAGGUAGAGCACAAGAAAGAGAGAUUGAUAUGUUAUUAGAAUUGACAAAACAAGUUGAAGGUCAUACAAUCUGUGCCUUGGGUGAUGCUGCUGCUUGGCCUAUUCAGGGUCUAAUGAGACAUUUCCGUCCAGAAGUAGAAGCUCGUCUAGCUGCUUUCCACGCCAAAAACGGACAAACUCUUUUCGGUGGUAGAUUAUUGUCAGAGGCAGAUACAAGAUACGCUAUACCUGAUAACUUGGGUGGUGAUGCUCAAAGAAACAUCGCUCAAGUCUCAGCCCCAUGA